Drosophila bipectinata is the source of this 5179-nucleotide messenger RNA. The record is from RefSeq and is a predicted model, not a curated record. Lineage: Eukaryota; Metazoa; Arthropoda; Insecta; Diptera; Drosophilidae.
UUGAAUACAUUCGUAAUUCGCAGUCGUCCCUUUGAUUACAUGUGAACCGGAAAUUUUAAUUUCCUAUAUCUAAUUAAAAAUUUAACUUCAAAAUCGUCGAAAAGGAAUAAAACAACAUCUUUCUCCUGAAAGUAUCAUUGAAAUUAAUUAAAAUUGCUAUUGUUUACAAUAAUGAAGAUCCACUGGAAUUUGAUUCGGGAUUAGUCGCGUAUACUAGAAUUGAAGCUGAGGAUUACUUGCAGUAUUUAAAUACCAUGCGCGAAGCACUUUUUUCCCAGGAUGGCUGGGGCUGCCAGCACGUCAACCAGGAUACAAACUGGGAGGUCCCUAGCUCCCCAGAGCCAACUAACAAAGAUUCAGCAGCACCACCUUUAUGGAAACCAAGCAUUAAUAAUGGCACUGAUCUUUGGGAAUCUAAUUUAAGAAACGGUGGUCAGCCUACAGCUCAGCAAGUUCCCAAACCGUCUUGGGGUCAUACCCCAUCCUCUAAUCUAGGUGGCACGUGGGGAGAAGAUGAUGAUAAUACCGACGCGAGUAGUGUAUGGACAGGUGGAUCAGUUAGCAAUUCAGGAUCUGGUGCUGCAGUGGGCGUAAACCAAAGCGCAGUAAAUGUUGGUCCGGGAGGAAUCGUUGCAUCCACAGGACCCCAGUGGACUCAAGGAGUUGUUGGACUUGGAACUUCAGGUACAAGUGGAACAAACAUUACCGGAGCAACUGCUGCCCCUGCUGGAGGUGGCAGCAAUACCAAUAAUACUGGAAACGGAUGGGGGGAUCCUCGGGACAUUCGGCCUUUGACUGCAGGCGGCGCUAGUUCAAUUGAUAUACGCAGUGUUGAUCAUCGGGGAGGCAAUGUCUCUGGAUCUAACGCUAGUGAUCCUCGCGACAUUCGAAUGAUUGAUCCUCGUGAUCCUAUCCGAGGAGAUCCCCGCGGAAUUUCAGGACGUCUUAAUGGAACUUCGGAGAUGUGGGGCCAUCACCCGCAAAUAACUCACCAAAUGCAAAACAUGAACAAAUUGGUCGGUCAAAGUGUAACAUCGGCGGGAACCGGGGUUGGAGGUUCAACUGGUCCAGGAAUUCCUGGAGGCUCUGCUCCCAAUUCCGUUCCCGGUUCUACCAAUAUCCCAACGCAGUGGGGACCUUCUCAAGCGGUAGGCUCCAAAGAUAUAUCUAAGCAGAUAAGUGGAUGGGAAGAGCCAUCUCCCCCGCCACAGCGUCGGAGCAUACCAAAUUAUGAUGACGGCACUUCAUUAUGGGGACAGCAGCCUCGGGUCCCUUCUGCCAGCGGCCAUUGGAAGGAUAUAAAUGAUUCAAUCAAUCGCGGCGCCCAUUUGAUACGAGGCCAAAACCAGUCGGUAGGCAUUGGUAUUGCAGGGGUUGGCAAUAGCAAUGUUCCAGGGGGCACCAAUUCCAACAACCCCAACAUAAACAGUGUUAUUGGGACCCAAGCACGCAUAGCAUCGGUGGGGGGCGUACAACACAAGUCUGAUGGUAGUGCCAUGUGGGUACACUCUAACAAUGUUAGUGGUAGAAAUCCGGUGACUGGAGUUACAUCCUGGGGAGAAGAGACCCACAACGUUAGCGUCGGUGCUGCUACUGCGGGUGCAGUACCAGUAAGUAAUUGGGUUGACGAAAAGUCCAACACGUCUCUAGUACAGAACUCUUGGAGCGACGCUGGCUCUGUUGGAGUCAAUUGGGGAGGAAAGCAAACAAAAUUAGCAACAAAUAACCCUGCAGCAGGAUGGAGUACAACGGCAGGUGUGGUUGAUAGCGGAGAACUAAGCUCUGACUGGAACACACACAGCGGUAUUGUUGGAAAAUCUCAACAGCAGCAAAAGCUGGCUGGUAUCAAUGUAGGAAUGGUUCUUAAUGCGGAUAUGAUAAAGCAGAGCAAGCAGUAUAGAAUUCUGGUCGAGAAUGGUUUCAAAAAAGAGGAUGUAGAGCGAGCAUUACUGAGUUCAAAUAUGAAUAUAGAAGAAGCUGCCGAUAUUUUGCGUACAAACUCUUCGUUGACAAUGGACGGAUGGCGUCGGCAUGAUGAGACUAUUGGUUCCUAUUCUGAUCACUCUAACACAAGUAGUGGAGGAUUUCCGGGCCGAUAUCCAGUCGGCAGUUCGCAACCAUCAAUGUCGUAUCCUUCUAAUAACCUUAUGAAUAACAUGGCUGGAGGGUCUGUUGCUGGAGGUGGUAAUAAUAAUCCUAACAUGACCGCUUUGCAAGUGCAAAAGUACUUAAAUCAAGGUCCACAUGGCGUAGCUGUUGGACCCCAAACAGUCGGAAAUGCAUCCGCCCUUUCAGUAGGAUUUGGACAAAACGCUUCAAACACAGCAGUUGCAGCAGCAGCAUCUGUAAAUAUUGCCUCUAAUUCAAACAAUCAACCAUCGGGCCAACAAAUAAGAAUGCUUGGUCAGCAAAUUCAGCUUGCUAUACAUAGUGGUUUUAUUUCAAGUCAAAUAUUGACACAACCGUUAACACAAACUACUCUUAAUCUCUUAAAUCAACUUCUUAGCAAUAUAAAGCACCUUCAGGCAGCUCAACAGUCCCUUGCUAGGGGAGCAAAUUCGAAUCCUAUGGCAGUAAAUGUAGCAAUAUCUAAAUACAAACAACAAAUUCAGAAUCUACAAAACCAAAUAAAUGCACAACAGUCUGUAUAUGUCAAACCGCAAAAUAUACCACCAACAUCGCAGCAACAGCCACCACAACCACAGCAACAUCAAUCACACCUUAAUAACUCUGCCAACGACUAUCUAAGAGGUCACGAUGCAAUUAAUAACCUUCAAAACAACUAUCCUGAGCUUAAUAUAAAUAAGCAGGGAAGUUUUCAAGGCACGUCCAAUCAGCAAUCUCGGUUAAAUCAGUGGAAGCUUCCAGUAUUAGACAAGGAUAUAAACGCAGAAAGUUCGGAAUUUUCACGUGCUCCAGGGGCAACUAAACAAAACAUUACGAGCAAUGCCGGCAAUAUAGGCUCAUUGGGGCUUCAAAACGAUGGUACAUGGUCGACAGGUCGAAGCAUUGGUGACGGUUGGCCGGAUACCUCAUCUGAUAACGAGAAUAAAGACUGGUCAGUUGCUCCACAGACUGCAGCAGCAACUGUUUAUACCGACAUGGUUCAAGAGUUUGAGCCAGGAAAACCAUGGAAGGGUUCUCAGAUUAAGAGCAUAGAAGACGAUCCCAGCAUUACUCCUGGAAGCGUUGCUAGGUCCCCUUUGUCCAUUAAUCCGACGCCAAAAGAAACUGACAUAUUUAAUAAUACUGGAAAAAAUUCACCGACUGAUUUACCGCCAUUAAGUUUAUCUUCGUCAACAUGGAGUUUUAAUCCAAACCAAAAUUUUUCAAGUUGGUCUGACAGUAAUCCGCAAUGUAGCAAUACUUCUGAGCUGUGGACAAGCCCUUUAAACAAGUCAUCUCGUGGACCGCCACCAGGACUAACUGCAACUUCAAAUAAAUCGGGAAAUGUUGGUACUACUUCAACAUCAACAGCAAUAGCUGGCGGUGCUAAUGGUUGGUUACAAGCUCGAGGUGCAAGUGUUCAAGCCACAAAUACCACUUGGAGUGGAGGUAAUGCACCCUGGAGCUCUAGUUGGUUACUUUUAAAAAAUCUAACUGCCCAGAUUGACGGCUCUACCCUACGUACGUUGUGUAUGCAACAUGGUCCUCUUGUGAACUUUCAUCUUUACUUAAGUCAAGGGAUUGCCUUAUGUAAAUAUACAACUCGGGAAGAGGCAAACAAAGCGCAAAUGGCAUUAAAUAACUGUGUUCUUGCCAAUACUACGAUAUAUGCUGAAUCUCCUAACGAAAAUGAGGUACAGAAUAUUAUGCAACAUUUGCCCCAACAAACAGCUUUAGCCACCACAACUACAAGUUCCGCUGGUACUGUCGUAACAUCAUCUAACAGUGCAAGCAGUUCAGUACCCAGCAGCUUAUCUGGAAACAGCAGCAAUGGAAAUGGAAAUGGAAACAGCGGGGGCUGCAUCAACAAUAGCGGUUCUAGUGGAAGUGUGGGUAUUAGCAAUUCCAAUGCUAAUGUUGUAAGCUCAAAUCUAGUAAAUGCCAGUGGUUGCUCUGUUUCAAAUCCUACCGGUGGGCCUUCUAAUACUGGAACAGUUGGUUCGGUUGCCGCCAGUACCACGGCCAAUGCAGCAAACGGUGGAACAGGUACUACCAGUAGUUCUGGCCCAAAGAGUAGUGCAAACAAUGUUUCUUUAUCUGUCAGUCAGGCUAGUGGCUCUAACAGUAACAGCUCUACUUGGCGUCAAGCAAGCCAAAACCCACCCCUUCAAAAUCAGAGCCGGCCUUCGGGCAGAGAAGCUGAUUAUGAUUAUAUAUCUCAAUUUGUUUGUUCCAUUGUUGAUGAUUAAUGAUUAGCGACCAAUUCCAUUGGCUAUUGACCAUCGACUAUCGCAUUCUGUGACUCAAGACACUCACCCAAAAGCUUCAAAUAAUUGAUACUAAGUAUAUGUAUGAAAAGCAAGACCAUGUGAAAAAUAUAAAAGUGGAUCGACUGAUAGAAGAAUGGACUUAGAUUUUUGUAUGCCCGUAGAUUUAUUUUUCUUCGUCGUUCAUAGAGCUAAACUUGUAUCAGUAAGUUAAAAUUUAACCCAGAAAGAAAUAUUCGAUAUAUAGUUAUAUAUUUAUGUAUAUGUUGUCAAUAUUAUUGAAUUUUUGAAUCGUUUGCCGCCUAAAAAAGGUAUAUUGUCGUAUUUGAAAAAAGGGUUUUGACUUUAAAGUCUACCAAUUAGUUAUGGGAAAUAAUUCGAAAUUGCAUACAUUCAAAACUUUCGAGUCUUAAUAAAUAAAAUAAAUAUACCCAAAUGAAUGAAAAUGUACCUUAUGGACCAUUUAAACUAGCAGAAAUGGCAAUAGAGUGCUGGUAGCAUUCAGGGACAAUGUGGUACGAAAUAAUUUAAUUUUUAUUCCUGUCAAAACUUGACAUGCGGACAAAUAAAGUAUGUUAGAUUUGCAUAUAUGUAUUUUAAUUAUGUACAUAUGUAUAGAUAUGUCCUAUUUUUCCGCUUAUGCAUGGAACUAUUCGUGAGUGUUUUUUGUGUUUCCAAUAAGGAUAAAUGCCUGUGUUAUAAUCAUUAUAGGAAGUUAUAAUCUUAUUACGGUAUUGCUUUCGUCAAAGCAUUCCCACCGAAAAUUUCGGUUAUACAUUAAAUUAAAAUAAAAAAUAUCAACGAAA